Messenger RNA from Ananas comosus (pineapple), 1918 nucleotides. RefSeq names its product putative tRNA pseudouridine synthase Pus10. Gene Ontology annotation, biological process: tRNA pseudouridine synthesis. The record is from RefSeq and is a predicted model, not a curated record. The transcript is spliced from 15 exons. The coding region runs from base 114 to 1757 and encodes 547 amino acids. Lineage: Eukaryota; Viridiplantae; Streptophyta; Magnoliopsida; Poales; Bromeliaceae. Gene Ontology annotation, molecular function: pseudouridine synthase activity; RNA binding.
UAAAAUCACUCCGAGCGCGAGCGGGAAUCUUAAAGCGUUUCUGAAAGGGCUUCAGGGGUCUUCGUCUCCGUCCUCUGCGACCGAGCUCUAAACCCUCGUCUCCAUUCGCGAAAAUGGCGACGAGAGAAGCCGCGGAAGCGGAGGACGUGAAUAGCCUCCUCAAUGGCGCCGCCCCUUCCCUUCCUCCUCCGCACGUCGUUCACGACUUGUUAUCGGCUGGGGUUUGUGUUCAAUGCAUCUUUCGUAUUUUUGGGGUUUCUGGUUGUGCCCACUUGUGUUCGUCUAUUACAACGUCAAUGCUGCAUACAUUUCUUGAAGAGCAGAGUACUGACCCGAAUGGUUCUGCUAGAAAUGGAUGGUGUUCAUGUGCUUCUACGGACUUAGAAAAAGAUGAGACAUAUUGCAGUAUCUGUUUGGGGGUAUUACAGCUUGCUUGCUUUCAAGAUCAAGAAACAAGGGUGAUACCUAAGGAGGCAAGAUCUAUUGAUGCUUUCAUCUCAAUAUUGGCUGAAACAGUAAAGCAAGAAAGUUUUCAAAUUGAUGGUUUUUCUUUGGAAGUUUCACUACCGCCAGUCAUAGCUGCUAAUGAGCGUGCCAUUUGGUUGUAUAUGAAAAGAAAAUACGAGAGCGAAGAGUGGUUCAAAGACAAGUUCUCUGGACAAAUGUCUAUUAAGGAAGCCUUGAGAGUUUUACUAAGUACGCCACUUGAGAACCACAUGAAUGUUAAAUCUGGUGUCCACUCAUUCCGUGUUCGCUUGACAUAUACACAUUCUGAGGCAUUAAGGAAGCUUCAGGAUAGAUUGCCAAAUAAUAGGAGAAGAGAUUUAGUAACAGUAAAUAAUGGAAACAAUCUUGCUGAUUCACAUGAGAGAACUGUCAGAAAUGGUGAUAACCAUUCGCAGAGUGAAUCUGAUUCAGUCAUCAACAGAACCCUUGAUAGCAUGUCAGACCAUGCCUUUUGUGAAUUAUUUCAGUUACCACCAGCAAAGGCCUUCAAACCGUGUCAGCUUACUAUUACUUGCUGCAGAGUGCCCAUUUACAUUGGUGGUAGGUAUUUGAAGUUCUCUAGAAAGGUGAGCCAGUCACGUUGGAUCAUCGAUGAUGAAAGAAUGGGUGAAGCAUCUGUUGAAGAGUUAGUUGGGGAAAAAGUCUGUCUCAUUUGUAGAGGUGACGACUACAAGUUUCAUGCUGCAGGAAGAGAAGAUAUUGAUGUUAGGAUGCUGGGAUCUGGUCGCCCUUUUCUGGUUGAAGUUUCAAAUUCACGAUCUGUGCCUUCUGUCGUUGGCGUUCAACAAAUUACAGAAGAGAUUAACAACUCUGAACAGAAAUAUGUUAGGGUUAGAAAUCUUAAGUUGGUUGAUAGUGAAGCAUGGGCUUUGAUGCGUGAAGGAGAGGCAGAGAAACAGAAGCAGUAUGCCGCUCUUGUAUGGAUAUCUCGUCCAUUGAUGGAGGAUGACUUGAAGAAUAUUUCUUCUAUAAAAGAAAUGGAAAUCCUGCAAAGAACCCCAAUCAGGGUUCUUCAUCGUCGAAGCCCAUUGGAGCGAAAGCGAGUCAUACAUUGGAUGAUGGUUGAGAACAUUACUGGAAGCUGCCAGUAUUUUCUAUUGCAUCUCUGCACCCAGGCUGGGACAUAUAUCAAAGAAUUUGUGCAUGGGGAUCUUGGAAGGACCCAUCCAAGCUUGGGGUCCAUACUAGGCUGCAGAGCAGAGAUAUUGCAGCUUGAUGUUACAGAUGUAAAGAUGGAUUGCUUCGACUGAGUGCCUCCUGCGUAAUCUGAGAUCCUUUCUCAUCCAGGCGACUUCUUGUUUUCCUUUUUUUUCCUUUAAAACAAAGAGAGUAUAGACGCCAUGGAGAAUGCGAUGAUACUAUCAAAAGAAACUGGUUACAGGUUAAUUCCAUGACUCUUGCUUUCGCCAAA